AUGGAUUUUCUUGAGAUUUCUCGUGAUGCCAUGUUAUCACGGCUGGACUUUCCAGCUCACAUUUGCAUUCCAAAGAUCAGAGUCGGCGCCGCCAUCGUGCGCCCGGGACCCCGUGGAGAUGAGACUUUGAUCAUCAAGCGCAGCCCCGGCCAAGGUCACUAUAACUUCUAUGAGAUCCCUGGAGGCAAGAUGGAGGAUGACGACGCCACGAUCCGAGACGCCAUCAUCCGAAUGGUCGCUGAGUUGACCUCGCUUGAGGUGAUUGAUAUCCAACAUCCUCUUCCACCACUCUUGGACAUCCGGCAGGAGGCAUUGAAGGGUGCCACAGGACUGGAUGUGAUAGAAGGGAAUAUGGCAGAGCACGAUCAGAUUAUCAAGCGUCCGGCCGUCCAGCUAAACUAUGUCGUCACUGUUGAAGGAGAUGGAUCCGACUUCAAGCUGAAUGAAAAGAGUCACGAGAUGGGAGUCUGGGCUCGUGGAGACGAUGCCGUUGGUAUGAACAUGGAGAAGAACAUGAGGAAGAUCGUAGAAGAGGCACUUUGCUGGACACCGGCCUUGUACGGACGGUGGUAA
This is a messenger RNA of Colletotrichum orchidophilum, 573 nucleotides long. RefSeq lists its product as uncharacterized. The record is from RefSeq and is a predicted model, not a curated record. NCBI's taxonomy places the organism in Eukaryota, Fungi, Ascomycota, Sordariomycetes, Glomerellales, Glomerellaceae. The transcript has a single exon. Bases 1 to 573 code for a protein of 190 amino acids.